CGUGCCGCGUGUGCGGGUAGCGCCGGCCCGGGCCGUGCCCACGCCGGCAGCGAACCGCGAUCCCCGGGAGCCGCCGGCCCUGAGGCCCGGGCGGGGCGCGGCCAGCCGACCCUUCUCCCACAGUGGAUCGGGUGAGGCCGCCGCCCAGGCCGGGCCGGCAGCACGGCAUGAGGAGGGGGGCCCGCUCCGUGCCGCCUCCAUUCCCGUGCGGGAAGAAAUGACUACCCCAAACAAGACCCCACCUGGUGCUGAUCCAAAGCAGUUAGAGAGGACUGGUACUGUUAGAGAAAUAGGCUCACAAGCAGUUUGGUCCCUUUCAUCCUGUAAGCCAGGAUUUGGAGUGGAUCAGUUACGAGAUGAUAAUCUAGAAACUUACUGGCAGUCAGAUGGAUCACAGCCUCAUUUGGUGAACAUCCAAUUUAGAAGAAAAACAACAGUGAAGACCUUAUGUAUUUAUGCAGACUACAAAUCUGAUGAAAGUUACACUCCAAGCAAAAUCUCUGUCAGAGUAGGAAAUAAUUUUCAUAAUCUCCAGGAAAUCCGGCAACUGGAAUUAGUGGAACCCAGUGGCUGGAUCCACGUUCCUCUCACAGAUACUCACAAGAAACCCAUUCGCACCUUUAUGAUCCAGAUUGCUGUUCUAGCAAAUCACCAAAAUGGAAGAGACACUCACAUGAGGCAAAUCAAAGUGUACACCCCGGUGGAGGAGAGCUCCAUUGGUAAAUUUCCCAGAUGUACAACAAUUGAUUUCAUGAUGUAUCGCUCCAUCAGAUGAAGUUUCCUCACAAGGAAUAAUAAAGGUAGUUUUUCAUGACCAUAUCAUUGCUAAAGUAUUCGGAUACUUAAAGAGCAGGAUUUACUUCAGUGUAAUUAAAUCUUUAUGUUUAUAUUUUGUACAACUUUGAAAUAAAGAUAAUUUUGUGUUACAGUA
Molecule: messenger RNA, 931 nt
Organism: Oenanthe melanoleuca
Lineage: Eukaryota; Metazoa; Chordata; Aves; Passeriformes; Muscicapidae
Gene: ANAPC10
Product: anaphase promoting complex subunit 10
Exons: 5
Coding region: 218-775 (185 amino acids)
Biological process (GO): protein K11-linked ubiquitination; anaphase-promoting complex-dependent catabolic process
Cellular component (GO): anaphase-promoting complex
Source: RefSeq, a predicted model, not a curated record